Molecule: messenger RNA, 773 nt
Organism: Aphanomyces invadans
Lineage: Eukaryota; Oomycota; Saprolegniomycetes; Saprolegniales; Verrucalvaceae
Exons: 1
Coding region: 460-765 (101 amino acids)
Source: RefSeq, a predicted model, not a curated record
GAAAUGUACAGGAGGACAGUGUCAUGUCAUUAAUCUUCGUCUAAAUUCAAGCCCGGGAUCAAGUCCGUCUUGUCCGCACGCAAACGCGUCACUUCAUCAAUCAACAUGGUCAUGAUCUCGUUCUUGUCAGCCAUCUUGAUACGGCCGUUGUUCAUUAGCGCUUGCUUCAUGAUGGCAAACGCUUCGUAGUCCGGAUCAUCUUUGGGCACAUCCACGCUCAUCGUGGGCAGCUGCACGUCCCACACCGACGUGUAUCCCAUGCGACGGAAAGCUUCCUUCAGCACCAGUUCGCGCUCGUUGUCUUCCAACUUACCACCCUUGGGGAUCUGGAUCAAGUCCAUCCACAGGUCCGAACCAGACGUAAGCGGCCACGUCUUGUCUGCCAUGAUCAUUUCGUUUUCGACACGACCGCGGACAGGAAUGUAGUCGGACUCUUCUUCGUUGUCGUCGUCAGAGUCCAUGACGGAUUUGAACUUGCCAUACUCAGAGUCGAGCUCUUCGUCAGUAAAGAACACAGGGGCCGCUACGCCGGUCCCCGCAGACAAAUCGGCAGUCUUCUUGCGCAACUGCUCGAUUUCUUCCGUUUCCGUGAACCCGGUGGGCUUUUGCGGGGCGUUGUCAAGUGCCUUCUGGAACAAAGACUUCUUUGCCUUUCCUUUCUUAGCUAACGCUUCCUCCGUCGACAGCGUCGACAGGUGUCGGCUCCAUCCAGACACCGAGCGACGCACAGACCUAAGGCUUCGUUGCAUCAUGGCGAUUGAUUGAUGUCCGCC